Molecule: messenger RNA, 738 nt
Organism: Ylistrum balloti
Lineage: Eukaryota; Metazoa; Mollusca; Bivalvia; Pectinida; Pectinidae
Product: complement C1q-like protein 3
Exons: 3
Coding region: 1-738 (245 amino acids)
Molecular function (GO): protein binding
Source: RefSeq, a predicted model, not a curated record
AUGUUUGUAAAUAUGACGUGGCUCUCAAUUCUGACCAUAUGUAUCCUUAUUUCGGGCGCAUUAGUGGUGAAAGGGAGUUCCUCAGAUGCAGAUGAUGGAACCCCUGAAACGGAGAUGACUGAAAUCAAACUUCUUCUGCAAAAGUACGGGACGCAAAUAGAAUCCCUUCAAAGGGAGAAUGUACGACUUGAAAAGAAACUAACCACCCUUGAAAGACAAUGUAAAUUGCAUGACCAAGGAAGCGAUACAAAUUCAGGCUCGGUAGAGGGACUCGACGAAUCAGGUGGCUUGGGAAUGCCUGGCAAAACAAUACGGAAAUCAGGAAGAUAUCAUGAUUCCUCAACCGACAGCAUAAUUGCUUUCCACGCCAUUCUCGCUCAUACUAUAUCAGACCCAGCACUGGAACAUAUCAUCCCGUUCGAUAAAAUCCUCACAAAUAUCGGUGCUCACUUUAGUCCUCAAACCGGUGUGUUCACUUGCGAUGUGAUUGGUGCUUACCAUUUCUCCUGGAUGAUUAAGGUUCCUGGUGGGUAUUACAUUGUUACGGAGCUUGUUCGUAAUGGUGCUGUGAUAGGUACAGCCAUGAGUGGAGAUGAUUCGUACUGGACGACUGGUGCGGCGUCAGUUAUUACGAUGUUAAAUCCCGGUGAUGAGGUGUGGGUACGAGUAUCUGAACACAAUGGUGGAGCGGACAUCGCCCCUACUUUUUCAAUGUUCAACGGGUUUCUAUUACACUGA